Molecule: messenger RNA, 2013 nt
Organism: Ceratosolen solmsi marchali
Lineage: Eukaryota; Metazoa; Arthropoda; Insecta; Hymenoptera; Agaonidae
Gene: Abp1
Product: Actin binding protein 1
Exons: 7
Coding region: 216-1943 (575 amino acids)
Biological process (GO): positive regulation of dendritic spine morphogenesis; postsynaptic actin cytoskeleton organization; positive regulation of axon extension
Cellular component (GO): postsynaptic membrane; actin filament; lamellipodium
Molecular function (GO): actin filament binding
Source: RefSeq, a predicted model, not a curated record
CGGCUGGGGGCUGCGCCUCGGCCUUCAACCCGGUAUGACUAGACUAGGCCGUCCAGUCUCCGCGGUGCUUAAAAGAAAUAUGCAGCUUUGAGCGUCGUUGACGCCCAGGGUGUAGCGCUCGGUGUAUUUGUUUACGUGGUUAUAGAGUGGUGCUCGGCGCGGCGAAUCAGUUCUUCCUUUAUUAUUUGAUAUAGGCGAUCGGGGCUGGAGCAACGAUGGCCAUUAACCUGACUAAGAAUAAGGACGCGCUGGUGGCCGCCUGGCAGAGCGGCGUUGACGAUAAGUCGCCCACCAAUUGGGCUGUGUAUAGUUACGAGGGCCAAACAAACAAUUUGAAAGUUGUUAAUACUGGAAAAGGAGGAUUAGAAGAGAUGAUCGAAGAAUUGAAUAGUGGAAUGAUAAUGUAUGCUUUUUGUCGUGUCAUCGACAUUAAAACUACUUUGCCAAAAUGUUUACUUAUCAAUUGGCAAGGCGAAGGUGCUCCAAUUGUACGUAAAGGAACUUGCGCAAACCACAUUAGAGAUCUAGAGAGGUUAUUGAAAGGUGCGCAUAUAACGAUAAAUGCUCGCUGCGAAGAAGACGUCGAAGUUGACUUGAUAAUGGAAAAGUUAUCGCGUGCUACAGCUUCUGCUUAUAAAUUUAACGAACCUCGUGGUGAAAAUGGAAGUCACACGGGACCUGUAGGAACUACUUAUCGCAGAGUAAUACCAGCUCAAGAAAUUAAUGCGAGCGAACGUGAUCAAUUUUGGCAACGAGAGGAGAUAGAAGAGAAACAGCGUCUGGAACAAGAACGCAUCCGUCAAGAACAAAACCGACGAAAACUCGAAGAAGAAGUUAGAAAACGCGAAGAAAUAGAAACCCAAUUAAGAGAUCUAAAGGUUACAGCAAAAGAAGGUAUAGUUGCUAAACAAAGGCAAGCGGAGCAAAGAGCCGAAGAGAUUAAGAACUUAAGAAACCAAAAUAUCGCUGCAAAUGAUAGAAACAGUGAUUCGGACGAUGAACCUAAAUCUAGAAGCGACGAGUUGCGAAGACAAAGAAGCAAGGAAGCGCAACAAUUAAUUGCCCAAAGAAUAAUUAAUGCAAGAGCAGUUUUUGAGCAAAAUAGUAGCACUGGGCAAACUAGAACUCCUUUAAUUCAGCAUCAUAAAGGUAAUCAUGUAGAAACUACGAAGAAAGCAUUUGAACAAAAUCAUCUUCAGCAUAAUAAAUUAAAGGAGACCGCUAAAAUUGAGAACAAAUCAAAUAUUGAGAUUAAAUGUGAAAAGAUACAACCUAUUAUACAAUCACAGCCAAAUUCUGAAUUGCGUCAGCCAAAAUCUCAGCAACAAUUGCAAAUGCAACCACAAUCGCAAUUACAACAGCAAAUACAAUUACAGUCACAAUCACAAAUACAACACCAAGUACAAGGGCAACCACAAUCGCAAAUACAUCACCAAACGCAAGUUCAACCACAAUCGCAAACACAACACCAAACACAAGUGCAACCACAACAGCAACUACAGGUCGAACCACAAUUAUCAGUGUCACAGCUGCAAAAUGAUUUACAAGUAAGACCAGAGGAUGGUCCACAAAUAAAAGAAAAUUCUCAUACCGAAAAUAUUAUAAAGCAAUAUCACGAAGAAAAAACUAAUGAUAUUCAACAAAUACAAGAAUCUGUAACUCAACAAACACCGAUACAAAAUAUCGAAGCUGAGAAUGAAUUUUAUGGUCAAUUAGAAACUGGACAAUAUUUAUAUCUUGAUUCUAACAACGAGGGAAUGAAAGCAAGAGCUCUUUAUGAUUACCAGGCAGCCGAUGAUACAGAAAUUACUUUUAAUCCUGGAGAUAUCAUUACGCACAUCGAUGAUAUCGAUGAAGGAUGGUGGCAAGGCUUAGCACCCGAUGGAGUGUAUGGGCUCUUUCCAGCUAAUCAUGUUGAAGUUAUUGAUUAUGGUUCAAUAUGAUGUGAGAAAUUUAUCAAUCAUUACUUUUUAAAAUCAUUGAUAUACUAUGGUGAAAUAAUUCUGGAAACAA